Molecule: messenger RNA, 2559 nt
Organism: Miscanthus lutarioriparius
Lineage: Eukaryota; Viridiplantae; Streptophyta; Magnoliopsida; Poales; Poaceae
Source: the annotation of a GenBank genome assembly
AUGAGGGGAGGAGGAGCUGGAGAGAAGCUCCACUACAAGGAGGCCAAUGUCGCGCACGGCGCCGCUGCCGUGUACGGCGCCGGCGCUGCGGGGAAGGGGGCCGCCGCCAAGACUUCUUUCCUCAACGGCCUCCUCCUCUACGUCGUCCUGCCGGUGCUGGUCUUGUACUUCGUCGUCAUUGCCGCUUCGCAGUUCUACAACCCCCGGUGCUCGCCAGAGGGCAACGCCAUGGCGACACAUUUCGUGGUGGCUAAUAAGCCCAACAACGCUUCGUUGGCCACGUCGCUGAACGCUUCGUCGUCGUCGUCAGCUUCUCCGCCACCGGCUCCAGGGUCCAAGACGAUGAGGCUGACGGCAGAGGAAGCGCCCACCGGGCUACGCCAUCUCGUGUUCGGCAUCGGCGCGUCGGCGUCGCUGUGGGAGAGCCGGAAGGAGUAUAUCAAGCUGUGGUGGCGUCCCGGGCGGAUGCGCGGCUUCGUCUGGAUGGACAAGCCCGUGGGGGAGUUCUACUCCAAGAGCUCCCGCACGGGCCUCCCCGCGAUCAUGGUGAGCUCGGACACGUCCAAGUUCCCCUACACCCACGGCGCCGGUAGCCGCUCGGCCCUCCGGAUCUCACGCAUCGUCUCCGAGACGUUCCGGCUGGGGCUCCCCGGCGUGCGGUGGUUCGUGAUGGGCGACGACGACACGGUCUUCCUGCCGGAGAACCUGGUGCACGUGCUGUCCCAGUACGACCACCGGCAGCCGUACUACAUCGGUUCGCCGUCGGAGAGCCACAUCCAGAACCUCAUCUUCUCGUACGGCAUGGCGUUCGGCGGCGGCGGGUUCGCCAUCAGCCGCGCGCUGGCGUCGGAGCUGGCGAAGAUGCAGGACGGGUGCCUGCACCGGUACCCGGCGCUGUACGGCAGCGACGACCGCAUCCACGCGUGCAUGUCGGAGCUGGGCGUGCCGCUGGCGCGCCACCCGGGGUUCCACCAGUGCGACCUGUGGGGCGACGUGCUGGGCCUGCUGGGCGCGCACCCCGUGGCUCCGCUGGUGACGCUGCACCACCUCGACUUCCUGGAGCCGGUGUUCCCGACGACGCCGUCGCGGGCCGGGGCGCUGCGCAGGCUGUUCGACGGGCCCGUGCGGCUGGACUCGGCGGCGGUGGCGCAGCAGUCGGUGUGCUACGACCACGCGCACCAGUGGACGGUGUCCGUGUCGUGGGGGUUCGCGGUGAUGGUGGUGCGCGGGGUGCUGUCGCCGCGGGAGAUGGAAACGCCCAUGCGCAGCUUCCUCAACUGGUACAAGCGCGCCGACUACACGGCCUACUCGUUCAACACGCGGCCCGUGGCGCGGCAGCCGUGCCAGAAGCCGCACGUGUACUACAUGCGCGGGAGCCGGAUGGACCGGCGUCGGAACGUGACCGUGACGGAGUACGAGCGGCACCGGGUGAAGCACCCCGGAUGCCGGUGGCGCAUCGCCGACCCCGCCGCGCUGCUCGACAGCAUCGUCGUGCUCAAGAAGCCCGACCCCGACCUCUGGAAGAGGUCGCCGAGGAGGAACUGCUGCAGGGUGGUGUCGUCGCCGAAGCAGGGGAAGGACCGUUCGAUGACCAUCGACGUCGGUGUGUGCAGGGACGGCGAGUUCGCCAAGGCUAAGUGCUUAACUCGUCCCAUUCAGCCCAGCACCCUGAGGCUGCGCCCACACCAAAUCAUAUCUUUAGAUUCGCAUCGCCCUCGCGUGCGCGCACCACGCAGUCCUCCUCUCCCGUGGGGCCGCGGCGUCUGCCUGACUGCCCUUGCAGACCGUCGAAAACCCGGUGGCCUAGUGGCGAUCGGCGGCCGGAGCAGCCAGAUCAACCGGCGCAGCGACCAAAUCUACGGCCUGCGGGCGGGAGGCGGUCCGCUGGAGGACGGAUCGGCGACUGGGGACUCGGGGGCGUCGGGCGGCUGGUGGGGUUUCGCUGGAGGCUGCCGGCGUGGAGCACCGGCCACCGGGGCUGGGCAGGCGGGCAGCAGUGAAGGACUAAAGGGUGCAGCACGACAGCACGCCAGCGGCCAGCAGGGGGGCACCGGGCAGGACAUGAAAGGUCUUGAGGCAGAUAAACUGGAGUGCAGGCUCUAUGUAGGGAACCUGGACUUCAGGAUAUCAGAGUCCGAUGUAAUCAAGAUGUUUUCCCCCUUUGGAAAGAUUACAGCCGAGGAUUUCCUGUGGCACACACGCGGUCCAAAGAGAGGCGAACCCCGGGGCUAUGCCUUUGUUCAAUACACCACUAAAGAGGAAGCUCAGUUAGCAAAGGAGAAGAUGAAUGGAAAGUUAGUCUGCGGACGCCCAAUGGUAGUUCACCUUGCUAGUGAGAAAAGUUCUCUAGACUCUUCAAGUUCACAUAGAGCAGUCAAAGACAAGAAGCUGGCGGGUGGUUCAGGAGGCAAAUCACAAUAUACUGAUCGAGCUGCAAAGAUAGCUGCUAUAAAAAACAAGUUGAAAUCUCUGGAGGAAGGGGGAUGUAGCACAAAAAAACCAAGACUUAAUCCAGACAACUUGACAGGAAUCAGGGAACAGUCUCAUAAGAAGUUUUGA